AUGAAGCCAGAGUUGACGGCUCAGGAGCAGACAACAGCGUCAGGGCAGCAGAAUGCGGGAGGCCAGGACCCGAACCAGGCCGCGGCUGAUGCGUACAGACAAGCACCGGCGGCAGCAGCAGCAGCGUCACGGACGGCGCAAGACUGCGAGACGGGCCAAUGUGUGGCCGAGGAGGAAGACCCGAUGAAACCAGAGACGUUUACCGCACCUCUUCGAGGCCCGCUUCCGGAUCCUACUAUCGUGAUUGAGUUCUGUGAUCGAUGCCGAUGGCUCCAUCGCGCGACCUGGGUCCAGACGGAGCUCUUUCUCACUUUUCAAAAGCCACACGAUGAUUCGCAAAGUGUCGCGCCCUCAAAGGCCUCGGGAGGAGCACACAUCGAAGGCAUCAUGCUGCUUCCGCAGACGGCAAAGCAGACCGCAGGCCGCUUUCGCGUCUGGCUCUACCGCAACUCAGCGGCGCCGACGCUGCUCUGGGAUCGCAAGGUCAAGGGUGCGUUCCCCGAGCUCAAGGAGCUCAAGCAGAUCGUCAGAGACCAUGUUGCCCCUGGUCAGAGUCUAGGCCAUUCGGACAAGCACGCCAAACCGCCUCCGUCGAAAGAUGUCUCAUGA
This is a messenger RNA of Acaromyces ingoldii, 609 nucleotides long. RefSeq lists its product as hypothetical. Lineage: Eukaryota; Fungi; Basidiomycota; Exobasidiomycetes; Exobasidiales; Cryptobasidiaceae. The coding region runs from base 1 to 609 and encodes 202 amino acids. The transcript has 2 exons. The record is from RefSeq and is a predicted model, not a curated record.